Kockovaella imperatae is the source of this 681-nucleotide messenger RNA. RefSeq lists its product as hypothetical. The coding region runs from base 1 to 681 and encodes 226 amino acids. NCBI's taxonomy places the organism in Eukaryota, Fungi, Basidiomycota, Tremellomycetes, Tremellales, Cuniculitremaceae. Gene Ontology annotation, biological process: DNA-templated transcription initiation. The transcript is spliced from 5 exons. The record is from RefSeq and is a predicted model, not a curated record. Gene Ontology annotation, molecular function: DNA binding; RNA polymerase II general transcription initiation factor activity.
AUGUCUCUCGCUCUACCGUCCUCAGCCGGGCCAUCCAGUGGCAAGGUCAAGGCUCCGACGCCUUCGGCCGUUUCGCAAUCUGGAUCCGCAACGGAUGGAAAGCCGGUGACCAGUGUUCCAGAGAUCACAGCGGUACAGGGUCUAGUCCCGACGUUGCAAAACAUUGUCGCCACUGUCAAUCUCGAGUGCCGUCUGGAUCUCAAGACGAUAGCGCUGCACGCGCGAAACGCAGAGUACAAUCCAAAGCGAUUCGCCGCUGUGGUCAUGCGUAUUCGAGAACCUAAAACGACAGCCUUGAUCUUCGCAUCUGGAAAGAUGGUCGUCACAGGUGCCAAAUCUGAAGACGACAGUCGAUUGGCAUCGAGGAAAUACGCUCGAAUCAUCCAAAAGCUAGGGUUCGAAGCGAAAUUCGCAGAGUUCAAGAUUCAAAACAUUGUGGGAAGUUGUGAUGUUCAUUUCCCGAUCCGAUUAGAGGGCUUGGCAUUCAGUCAUGGAGCGUUCAGCAGCUAUGAGCCAGAAUUGUUCCCUGGUCUCAUCUACCGCAUGAUGAAGCCAAAAGUCGUGUUGCUCAUCUUUGUCUCUGGAAAGAUUGUACUGACCGGAGCAAAGGUGAGAGAAGAGAUUUACAUGGCGUUCAAUCAGAUCUACUCGGUCUUGGUCGAGUUCCGUAAAGAGUCAUAG